AUGGCAGACUCUUCAGAUGGCAAGACCCAGGAGGAUGGGAUGGUAGCCGUUGCUCUGCAUCAUUCAGAUGAUGCAUCAUCUACUGACUUGUUAAAGCUCGCCGAAGAUGAUAAUCCCAUUGGUCAAGCUGGAACUUCAAACACUCUUCUUUUCCGUGUACCAGCAUUGCCAUCUUUGGGCCAUCCAAGCCUGUUGCAGCAUCCCAGUUCAAGAAAGCGUGGACCUUCCCCAGUUGACACUAUAAAAGGUUCUCAAAAGAAGCCGCGACACUGGAGAAGUCGCCAACCAGGAUCCAUCAUGAAUUCAUCUUCAGACCUUCCCACCCAAGGAGCUAUGUCAUUCCAAGGGCAAGGAGCAAGUCAAUCAUCUUUAAACCCCAUUAAGCAACCCCAACCCCAGCCCCAGCCACAGGACAGCGCUUAUACGGAAUCGCGCUUUGAAGUCGCCAAUUCCACCCAGUCUACCAGUACACUCAACAACUUCGGCGAAAUUGGUGGAGAAAGCAAACCAGUAUCCGGCUCCCACAUUCUCACAGAGUCUGAGAUUCCAUCUCUACCGUACGGCCUUGGACUUAUUUACGCCGAGACCUGUAGACUGAGGGCUGAAUCGAAGCGUCGCGAGGAAGAGAUGGAAGCCGAGAAGGCAGCCGAGAAAGCGCGUCUCGCGGCUGCGAAGAAGGCCAACGAAUUCCGAUGGCCCGGUGACACUUCGGCGUAUCCAGCAGAGUCUUUCGUAUUCUUGAACCCUCCAGGCAGCAAGCUCCGCGCCAAGGCUGUCCACAUCGGCACCCCGAAGAGCCAACCCUUGGCGUCACGCGUCAGCGUCUACGCCGUCAGACAAGAAGGUAGCGCCGAUAUUGAGUUCAGAAUGGCUCGAGAUGGCUCGACCCCGGAAGAAAUACGCCAGGGACACUCAGUCGACUACAAGCAGAUCCGCCUCAACGACUUCUUCAAGGGUAUGAAGCAGAAUCAAGCUGACCUUUGGGCCAGGCAGCUGUUAGCUCAGGUUCCGGGUAUCAACGACUCUAUUGUCAAGUGGAAAUAAGAAACCAAUAACCGAUACGGGGGCACAAGAAGGUUCUUAAAAGUUCCCUGGCUUGCUGCAUUGUCUCUUAUGUCCUCGCAUGACGAGCAUCACUUGCCAGACAACACCCCAAAAU
Messenger RNA from Daldinia loculata, 1159 nucleotides. RefSeq lists its product as uncharacterized. The coding region runs from base 1 to 1044 and encodes 347 amino acids. The transcript is spliced from 2 exons. NCBI's taxonomy places the organism in Eukaryota, Fungi, Ascomycota, Sordariomycetes, Xylariales, Hypoxylaceae. The record is from RefSeq and is a predicted model, not a curated record.